This is a messenger RNA of Stegastes partitus (bicolor damselfish), 2530 nucleotides long. It is a transcript of the gene ccm2, whose product is annotated as CCM2 scaffold protein. The record is from RefSeq and is a predicted model, not a curated record. NCBI's taxonomy places the organism in Eukaryota, Metazoa, Chordata, Actinopteri, Pomacentridae. The transcript has 11 exons. Gene Ontology annotation, biological process: heart development; vasculogenesis. Bases 319 to 1704 code for a protein of 461 amino acids.
CAAAAUGGCGGCACGAUUGAAAAGUUUUGACUGUUUUGUUGGAGUUUGUUUUCUUUACGGAAUCUCCCCGUUCUUAUUCUAACGGCACUAAACGGCGAUUUUUACAUGUUAGAGGAACUCCGGCAGUUUUCCUAACGGUUGGAGGAUCAAACAGGAACCAGGAUGGCGUUUUGCUAUCAGCUCAAAAUCGGGCAUCGCUUUACCAAUGCUAGGCUAGGCUAGGCUAGGCUAGGCUAGCUGGCUAGCUGCUGUCUUCGGCAGCUCCACGUCGUCUCUCCUGGAAGCUGAGCGGAAUAUGAAGCGGAUCUGGACAUAGAAAUGGAGGAUGAUGUGAAAAAAGUGAAAAAGCCUGGCAUCGUGUCUCCAUUCAAGCGAGUGUUCCUGAAAGGAGAGAAGGGUCGCGAUAAGAAGGCCCAGGAGAAGGCCACCGAGCGCAGAGCGCUGCACACCUUCUCCCUGUCGCAGCCCGACCACCGCAUCGACCCCGACAUCCUGCUGAACGACUACAUCGAGAAGGAGGUCAAAUAUUUGGGGCAGCUGACUUCAGUUCCGGGAUACUUGAACCCAUCGAGCAGGACGGAGGUGCUGCAGCUCAUCGACAAUGCGAGGAAGUCCCAUCAGUUGGCGGGCCAGCUGACGGCGGAGCAGGAUGCCGUGGUGAGUUUAUCGGCCUACAACAUCAAGCUGGUGUGGCGCGAUGGAGAAGACAUCAUCCUGAGAGUCCCCAUCCACGACAUCGCUGCUGUGUCCUACAUCAGGGACGACUCCCUGCACCUGGUGGUCAUAAAGACAGCCCAGGAGUCGGGCGGUUCUCCGUGUCCCAGCUCGUGUCCUGACCUGAACAAAUCCCAGACGCUGAGCUCGCUGUCGGAGAGCGGAGCGGUUCUGGUGGAGGUCUGCUGUCUGCUGGUGCUGGCUGUCGAUAACAAGGCCGCAGCGGAGGAGCUGUGUCUCCUGCUCAGCCAGGUGUUUCAGAUCGUCUACACCGAAUCUACCAUCGACUUCCUGGACAGAGCGAUCUUUGACGGAGCCACGACGCCCACCAGACACCUGUCUCUGUACAGCGAUGACUCGUCCAGUAAAGUGGACGUCAAGGAGGCGUUUGAGGCAGAAGGCAGCACGUUUCCUUUCCAGGUCACCAUGGAGACCGAAGGAAGCUCUCCAUCAGCCUCCAGCCCAGCAUCACCUCAGGCCAAGACAGCCAGCGAGGGCGAGCUGAGCACGACUGCUGCCGAGCUGCUGCAGGACUACAUGACCACGCUGCGGACCAAGCUGUCGUCGCAGGAGAUCCAGCAGUUUGCCACUUUGCUGCACGAGUACCGUAACGGAGCCUCCAUCCACGAGUUCUGCAUCAACCUGCGCCAGCUGUACGGGGACAGCAGGAAGUUCCUCCUCCUCGGUCUUCGUCCCUUCAUCCCGGAGAAGGACAGUCAGCACUUUGAGAACUUCCUGGAGACCAUCGGGGUGAAGGACGGUCGAGGCAUCAUCACUGACAGCUUUGGUCGGUACCGCCGCACCGCCAGCUCGGCCUCCGACUCCACCACCAAUGGAAACGGAGCGGCGGGAGGCGGCGGCGAUAGCGGCGCCUCGGACGAAGGCCAGGAAGCUUCUGAGGGCGACGAGUGGGACCGAAUGAUCACCGACAUCAGCAACGACAUCGAGGCUCUGGGCUGCAGCAUGGACCAGGAGGGAGCCACACCCUGACGGACUGGUUCCGGUGAAGGAGGUCCGACGCCCGAGGCCUGCUGAUCGUAUUUUCCUCUAAUUGUCCAGAGGACGUUCAACCUCAGCCUGUUACUAUCAGUCCGUAGAUGCACUCCCAGACCUGCAGCCGCGCGUCAGACGGACGGUGUUGGUUUGACGUUUUAUCGGCAGUAUCUGCCAUCACAGACGUAGCUCAGAUCCAGUCAGGACGGGUCCUCAGAGGACGGGUCAGAAGGAGGCUGCAGCCGUCUCUGCAUCAUCACAGCUUCUUUAUCUUCGUUUAUUUGUCGCUGUGACUGUAACGUUUUGCUUUAUAUCAUUUCAGUAAGAUUAGUUUUACACUAUCGUUUGUUAGCAGUGUUUACUCUGUGAUAUAUUUGCCUUAUUCAAACUGACCAAUGAAAUGCUGUAAAAGCCUCGCAUGAAGCAGCUCCGACUGUUUGUGACAAAGCCAGCGAUGGCCGAUGUACAUGUCUCCUGUCAGAUGUUUGUUCUCCUCAUCUUGUAACGUGCCUUCACAGUGCUGCAGCCGCCUGGGGUGGACGCCGGGGUGGACACCGGGGUGGACACCAGAGGGUGGACACCAGCCGGUGGACACCGGCGUGGACACCGGGGUGGACACCAGAGGGUGGACACCAGCCGGUGGACACCUGGGUGGACACCUGGGUGGACACCAGCUGGUGGACACCAGAGGGUGGACACCAGGGGUGGACACCAGCCGGUGGACACCAGGCGGGGUGGACACCUGGGUGGACACCAGGGUGGACACCAGCCUGCAGCCACAGUUCAGCCAGUCCUGUUAUUAAAUAACAUCAUGUACACUGAC